Molecule: messenger RNA, 1859 nt
Organism: Chironomus riparius
Lineage: Eukaryota; Metazoa; Arthropoda; Insecta; Diptera; Chironomidae
Source: the annotation of a GenBank genome assembly
UGUUUAUUGAAGAUUAUUGAUCAAUAAAUCAUCUUAAUUAAGGAUUUUAAUAUUAAAUUUAAACUUUGAGACUUAAAAUUGCCAAAAAUAAACAUGCAAAAAAGAAGAAUUGUCAAAGGAAGUUCAACAUAUAGAAGUAAAAUUCGAAAGACAAUAAAAACUGAUCAGGAAGUCAACAAUAAUCUACACUUCAACCUCCCAUACCUUCCAGUCGAAAUAAUCACAAACAUCAUCACAAACCUAACGGACACCAAUGACAUCAAAAACUGCAUGCUUCUCUCAAAAGAUGUCAAUAGCUUCAUAUUCAGAACACCAAAAAUCAUCAACAAAUUCAAAUUCAACCUUGACUGCAUUGAAGAUCCAGAAGCAACCUACAAUUUUAUGAGAUUUAAAGGCAGACAUGUCAAGUCAAUGACAAUAACUUACGAUUUAAAUAGUUAUGGAAUCUGGAGGAUGUAUCUCAUUGCAGCACCAAAAUUAGAGGAACUUGUGCUGACUAAUAAAGACAGUCGAGUGCUUCCAGAGUUAGUUCAAGACUGGAUGACACUUUGGAUGCCAUUGUGGCAUGCAAUUCCACUUUCAGGAUUAAAAAGUUUAAAAAUUGAACUAAGGGACUUGCAAUACUUUAUCAGGUUUACGAAGGAAGUAAAAACAUUGGAGAAAUUGUCAAUUUUUAUCUCAACAUCGACUGAUCAAAGCUUCAUGACUGAAUUCAUCCUGCAGCAAGACAAUUUAAAGGAACUAAACAUAACAGUGGCUGUAAUGGGACCAGAUGUCAAGUUCCCAACCCGAGACAUCACAAAAGACAUCAAAUUUAAGCUGAAAACCCUCAAAAUCCUUUCAAACCGCAAAAGAAUCAGCAAUUUGCAGCUAGAUCGAUUCCUAGUGACACAAGCUAAUAGUUUAGAGGAGCUUGAGUUUGACUCGUCGCCAUCGGACCGAACCUUAGUCUCAAUAUUCUAUAGAUUUAAAAAUUUAAAGAAAUUUAGGCUGCAAACUGAUUCGACGUCAAUGAUGAUCAGGAAUGCUCGAUUCUUUAUGAGAAAGUUGAAGGUUGUGACUGACUUUGAGGACAUGAAUACGUCUGGUGUAAGCUUAACUAAUGUUUUUCAUGUCCUUCCUAAUUUAGUCACACUGAAGUGCAUUUACUUGAAUAAUUCUGCUGGAUGCUUCACGACUCUUAAUGACUUGGAUGUCAAUAACCUCAAAAUAUCUAACCUCAAACAUGUGAGGAUGGACAAUUUAAAGAAAUUGACAGUUAAGAAGCUUAUGGAAGUUAAUGAUGAGGUCGCUUGGCUGAAAUUCGUUGAAACUGUUGGAAGUAUCGAUACUUUAGCGAUCAAAGGAAUUGAGAAUAUUGAGAAUCUGCCGAUUGUACUUAACAAUUUGAAGUCGUUUAAAAAGCUACAAAAAUUCAGUUUUCUACACAAUCCGGGUAUUGGCAGGGAGGACAUCAUGAACUUCAACGAGACAAUUCCAGCUGGAUAUAAAUUCUAUGAGAUUGAGAUUGACAUUAAUGAAAAGACUGUCAAAAUUAGCUCACAUAUUAUUGGAAAGUGCAAGGAGAUCCUGGAUAUUUUAGUUAAAAGUUAUGAAGGAUUUGAGUUUUUUGAGAUUUGUGUGGAAGGUGAGGCAGGGCAUUGAUCGUUAGGUUGAGAAAGCUUAUUGACAACUAUAUGAGCAAAGACUCAAAUGUGUUGGUAAUCAGACCUGGCUGAAGGAAUCGAUAUAUAGAAACAGUUUACGAGGAAUCCUAACAGCGGCACAGAACUCUCGUGUGUCCUCGCCAUUGAAGACAGAUGAAACAAAACAAGCUCAAAAAUUGGAUAAAAUCUGAAAACAUAAAUAAAAUUGGAAAC